ACACGCCAGUCUACAAAUUUCAUGACAGCAAAAUUGUUGCCAAGGCGACGCUUUAACUGGAGGCCUACCAACUACUAGGGGAGAAAUAGGCGCUCGUGAUGCAUUCGUGAAAACAUGCCGUAAUCGCAUCAGUCGUUACUGCCCUCUUGGCUCGCCAUUUCUCUUGAAGGAGGCUGCCUCUCGAGGCUGGAGAUUUGCUUGGACAUUUGCUUGGAGGAAAAAGACGUACAGCCCGUCCUCUUCUAGGUGAUCUAGGAGGUGUCAAUUUUCAUUCAUACUCUGUGCUGAAGAUGGAAGACUACGAAUGGAAACCGCCGUCAGAAGCGGAGCUAAAGGUUCUCGAAGCUAGGCGAGAACGAAUGGACAAGAUCAGCGGCAUCAUGGGCGAUUACCUUCUGAAAGGAUACAAGAUGCUCAGCGAGGUUUGCGAUGUCUGCAGCACCAUACUCCUCGAGGACCGCCAGCGCAGAGCGUACUGCAUCGCUUGUUCAGAGGUGGACACGAUGGAGAACUUCAAAGACAACCCGGUUCUCUCCGAUGUGGCAGCGCAGCGUCUCGUCGAGGAACGGCAGGCAAGCUCAGAGUUGACUGCCCCUUCGCGGAGCACGCUCUCAGAAGAAACGCAUAUCAACACUGCACCACCACUGAUCCCACGCAGAGCCACAACAGUCAUCUCAAGCAAUGCCUCUGUGCCCACAGCACCUGCCACCGCCGAAAACAUGACACCAUGCAUUUUAGCAUCGCGAAACACUGGCUUGUACAGGAGCCAGCAGCUGGAGAUGAACGCCUCAAUGCCUCCCGACUCGACGCAUCGAGAACAGGAAGUUGUGGCAGCCAUGCAAGCUGUUCAGGGGAAAAUGGUCUGGGCCACGCAGGAACUGAAAAUGUGCUCCAGUGUCGAGCUAUCAAUCCAGAUGUGCAACCUCAUCAAGACGUGUGCGGAGGCCAUCACAGCCUUGAAUGACUUGAGGUCUGCCGAUGCAGGGACGGAGUGCACUGCCAGGCAAGGCAGGUGUGAAUGAAAACAUUUACAGCAAAGUUUGGUCAUUUUGAAUAAAUAUGCGUGGAAAUUUUUUGUUAA
Molecule: messenger RNA, 1081 nt
Organism: Dermacentor silvarum
Lineage: Eukaryota; Metazoa; Arthropoda; Arachnida; Ixodida; Ixodidae
Product: protein ZNRD2
Exons: 4
Coding region: 291-1022 (243 amino acids)
Source: RefSeq, a predicted model, not a curated record